AUGGACAGGAGAGCGAGAGAGAUCUACGCGGAGAAGAAGGAAGCACUGGAAAAGGGCGAUGCGGAGGUAACGAAGCAGGUUGGGCGGGGCAAGGAUAUCCUCAGUAUCCUCAUGCGUGCUAACUCCAGUGCAGAUGUGAACGACAGACUACCAGAGGAGGAAGUGAUCGCGCAAAUGUCGGUUUUCUUGGCAGCUGCACAGGACACGACGUCUAACGCAAUUGCACGUGUUCUACAUAUUCUCGCGCAGAAGCCGGAUUACCAAGAACGACUCCGAAACGAAUUGCUAGAAUCCCGCGCCGGGGAUGAUCUAGCUUAUGACGACUUGAAUCGGCUCCCACUGCUUGACAGCAUUAUACGGGAGACGCUGCGACUCUACCCUCCAGCAAGCAUCUUGCUUCGUGUCGCAACCCAGGACACCGUUUUACCUCUGUCAGAGCCGAUCCGGACUGUGGAUGGACAAGAGAUGACCGAGGUCCCUAUCCCGAAGGGUUCGGAGUUCCUCGUGGGUUUUCUUGGAUGUAACGCGAGCAGAUCCGUGUGGGGCGAGGACUCCCUCGAGUGGAGACCCAAGCGCUGGAUGCCGUCCUUGCCCACGUCGGUUACGGAGGCCCGUAUCCCAGGUGUAUACCCAAAUUUGACUACAUUUGCAGCAGGCAAGCGUUCGUGCAUCGGGUUUAAGUUCGCUGAGAUGGAAAUGAAGGCCAUGCUGUCCAUGCUCAUCUCCCACUUCGUCUUCCAGCUGAGCGAUAAGCCGAUCGUGUGGAAUGUUGCGGCGAUCCUGUACCCUACUGUUGGGUGGGAGAGUUUGAGGCCUGAGUUGCCGCUGAGCGUGGGGUUAUACAAGUAG
Molecule: messenger RNA, 849 nt
Organism: Fomitopsis serialis
Lineage: Eukaryota; Fungi; Basidiomycota; Agaricomycetes; Polyporales; Fomitopsidaceae
Product: cytochrome P450
Exons: 8
Coding region: 1-849 (282 amino acids)
Molecular function (GO): oxidoreductase activity, acting on paired donors, with incorporation or reduction of molecular oxygen; iron ion binding; monooxygenase activity
Source: RefSeq, a predicted model, not a curated record